Amyelois transitella is the source of this 3668-nucleotide messenger RNA. RefSeq lists its product as uncharacterized. The coding region runs from base 193 to 2868 and encodes 891 amino acids. The record is from RefSeq and is a predicted model, not a curated record. Gene Ontology annotation, cellular component: cytoplasm. Gene Ontology annotation, biological process: protein deglycosylation. NCBI's taxonomy places the organism in Eukaryota, Metazoa, Arthropoda, Insecta, Lepidoptera, Pyralidae. The transcript is spliced from 14 exons. Gene Ontology annotation, molecular function: mannosyl-glycoprotein endo-beta-N-acetylglucosaminidase activity.
GUCAAAAUCAGCUGUAUUGUGAUAAGUUUGACAACCGACUACCGUAGCCGGCGGUGAAAACAAAUAAGAACUCCAAAGUAAACAAAUAUUCAAAGAUUAAUUGUUUAUUUGUGAUUGAAUAAUCAAAUGUAGUAGUUUUGUAAGAAUUUUAUAAAGUUAAGGUGGUGCAUAACAGCUAUUACUUUCAAAAUCAUGGCACAUAAUAGUUUACAUCAAGAACCAAACUGUAAACCACUCGAUACUUACGAUGAAAUCAUAUCGUUUCUCGAAAAUCCUCCCUCAUGGAGGUCUCUGUGUAAAGAGAUGACCCCCCACAGCAAGAAGAAGAUCAGGAAUAUGUCUUUGAAUACUUUAGUGGGUCCGAUAGGUCCUGAUAGACCGCCUACUUUCUGCCACUUCAAUCCGGACUCCGAGGACGUGGAGAGACACAACGCAGACUCGUUACCGAAGACGCUGGUAUGCCACGACAUGGCGAAUGGUUAUCACGACGACAGCAUGAUUGACGGCACCUCCAACCACCUAGCGUACACAUUCUACCACUGGGCAGGCAUUGACAUCUUCUGCUACUUCAGCCACCACCUGAUCACCAUCCCGCCGCUGGGCUGGAUCAAUGUGGGCCACGCUCAUGGGGUCAAAGUUAUUGGCACAGUAAUAACCGAAUGGACUGAAGGCUAUGACUUCUGGGAGUAUGUGCUGUCUUCAGAGAGCCAGUAUCAGGAGCUGGCCAAUGCCCUGGUCUCCAUCGCGAAGCUGCUGAAGUUUGACGGGUGGUUGCUUAAUGUGGAAAACAAGGUGUCAAAACCCCUGGUGCUGGUGGAGUUCGUGCGGUUCCUCCACCAGCGGCUGCACGAGGAGCUCCCGGAGCCCGAGCUGGUCUGGUACGACAGCGUCACCAUCAAGGGCAACCUCAACUGGCAGAACGGGCUUAAUGAGAACAACAAAGACUUCUUCGACGUGUGCGACGGCUUCUUCACGAACUACUCGUGGAAGGAGGAGGACAUAGAGAGCAGCGUGGAGAUGGCCGGAGACAGGCUGCGUGAUCUGUUCAUCGGUAUUGAUGUAUGGGGGAGGAACUUCUAUGGAGGAGGGCAGUUUAAUACGGCUGCGGCGGUAGAACUGGCGAGCGGCUACGGCUGCUCCCUGGCGAUCUUCGCGCCGGCGUGGACGCACGAGACGGCGGACCAGCGCGACGCGGACAUCGCCCUCGCCGACGACCUCUGCUCCGGGCAGAACGUGGAGCUCCGCGAGAGGGCGCUGUGGGGCUCCCUGUGGCCGUAUCUGAACACGAACCUGCCCUGCCAACUGCCAUUCCAGAGUUCCUUCUGUAGGGGACAAGGCACUAAGCGGAGAUUGUACGGAGAGGUGUUCAGCCCGGGGCCGUGGUACAACCUGCGCCACAUGCAGUACCAGCCCAACUCGGCGUACGGCCCGCACGGCUACCUGCUGUCCACGCCGGAGACCAUUGCUGCUGUAUCCCGCAGCGCCAUCGUGCGGGACAAGAAGGGCAUCAUCAAGUUCCAGCCGGCGUUCGAGAUGAGCAGGCACGAACUGCACUCGGUGCACAGCUCCCGGGAGCUGCAGCAGGAGCACCGCGACAGCAUGAUCAUCUGCACCAUCGACGAGGAGGAGCGCCCGAGGGAAUCUGACAGGAAGCAUUCCAUGAAGAAUGUCUUCAAGCAGAUGUUCAGGAUGAAAUCGCGUCGGCGCUCCGUGAACCCUGAAGAGGAACCUGAUCAUCCUCAAGACAAUACAGGCUCCCCCCACGGCCACCUCCACGUCCACCUCCCGGACGAACCGCCCGGCCAACCCACCGACCAACCUCCCGGCCAACCCUCGAACCAGUUGCCCGACCAAUCCGACGACCAGUCGCCGGACAAAUCCGACGAGCCCACCCAGAGACACACAGACUUAACCCUCGAGCGCUCGCACGCGAUGAUGGCGCAUUCGUGGCAAGACAUCAAGGCGGCGUGGUCCAUGAAGCAGCUGUCGGUGAACCUGAAGCUGUCGCAGCCGCACAAGCUGCGGCUGGCGCUGGCCUGCGUGCCGGGCGAGCGGCCCUGCCUGGAGCCCUAUUACGAGGACAGCUAUAUUGGGGGCUCCAGCCUGCUGGUGAGCCCGGCGGACCAGCUGUCGCCGGCGCUGCGCUGGGCGCGGCUGCUUCACUGCGAGUUCCCGGUGGCGGGGCAGCUCGUGCUCUGCGUGGUCACCAAGACGCUGCCCGACUGCGACUCGCAGUAUCUUAAUGUUAAGCUGUUCGCGCGAUCGCCCUCCUCCCAAGAGAUCCGCGUCACGUGCGUGGGCCGCGACGUUCCCGGCGAAGGGAGGCCUUCCCCCCUCACCCUAUCCCUGUAUCCCCUAUCUGACGGGCCGCGGCUGAAGCAGCUGCAGAAGUACCUGCUCCUCAACCAGCCAGGGUUCUACAUGUCGCCGGAGAACUGCUUCGGCUGGAGAGUCAGAUACUACAUAGCGCCCCUGGACUCGUCCGUGGUGACUUCUGUCAACCUCCGCUGCGGACUCAGCUCGGGCUCCAUUCUGCUGGGUCACAUCGGGCUGUGCUUGCGGAGAGAGGAAACUGAGGACGUUACAAACAGGAUCGAUGAGAUGCCCCGCCCCACACGGCAGGUCCUGGAGUCACCGCAUCAGAUGAACGUGACCACACAAACGUCCACAACUCUCGGCGCCAACAGCCCCGGGCUCAUAAAGUCAGUGGGAGUGGACCCCGCCUGGACCGGGGCUCCCCAGGGCUCCAGGGGGGUCGCCGUGGAACAAAGAGACUCAAAACGAAUUGGAACCAUCGUUUUUGAGGAUCCCGACGUACAGGUAGACGAAGGGAAGUUGCAGAAUUCAAAAGGGAAUGAAAAUUCCUAGUCCUUAUUUAGUGUGCAACCUAUAACAUGUUGAUUAAAGAUAUACUUGUAUAAUUAAGUUCAGACUAUCUAGUGACAUUCCAAUAUUCUAACUAUUAAUAAUAAUAAAUAAAUAAAUAUAUACGGGACAAAUUACACAGAUUGAGUUAGCCUCGAAGUAAGUUCGAGACUUGUGUUACGAGAUACUAACUCAACGAUACUAUAUUUUUAUAAUAUAGUAUUAUGUAGAUAAACAUCCAAGAGAGGCCAAUCAGAGAAAGUUCUUUUCUCAUCAUGCCCUGGCCGGGAUUCGAACCCGGGACCUCCGGUGUCACAGACAAGUUCACUACCGCUGCGCCACAGAGGCCGUUAGUAAUAAUAAAACUCGUAAUUUAUAAAUUGUGUAGUCCCUGUAAAUCGUCUUCCCACGACAACGUGCCCAGAAGGCUGGUUGCAUUGCCACGUUGAAUGGCAAUGCUUAAUCUUUGACUUGAGAAGUUUCCAGCCCUCUGGUCUAAUGGCCUUGUAUAAUAAUGUACAUGAUUAUAAAUAUACUUUUUGAUUAUAAAUAUGAAUGAAUGCUUCAAAUAAGAUACUUUUUGUACGCCCGGAUCUGUUCUUAGGUAACCUAAGGGUGACUUCGUUCUAAUUUGGAUGCAAACAGGACAAAUACUAGAAUAAUUAUGAUUAUGAGUUACAGUAAAUGUAUAUCUACAUCGUGACCCUGUCUCUCUAUCUACAUAUAUUCUAGGGAGUAUACAUAAUGUAAUAUAUGACGUGUCUUUGACAUUGAAAAUUUAUUUUUUCCCUAAUAUUAAGGAA